This is a messenger RNA of Jaminaea rosea, 2190 nucleotides long. RefSeq lists its product as hypothetical. Lineage: Eukaryota; Fungi; Basidiomycota; Exobasidiomycetes; Microstromatales. Bases 172 to 2124 code for a protein of 650 amino acids. The record is from RefSeq and is a predicted model, not a curated record. The transcript has a single exon.
CCUCCUUUGGUGAGGUGAUGGUGGACGGAAAGCUUGACUUUCCACGUCUCGCUGCCAUCUCUUGCGCUGGUCCUUCCAGCAUUUAAUGGGCCUGCGAGCUCGCGCCUGUACCCCCAGCGUCGUCUACUCUAGCCCGACCGCUACGCUGGACAUAUCCUCUACGAGGGCACCAUGGGAUGCACAGAACCCGUCUCUGUUGAAGGUCAUCUCAGUGAUAACGACCUGGACAACACACCAGCUCAUGAUCACGCCACAGCCGACGCGCCAUGCUCUGGCGCGGACGAGUCGAUUCCAGUCGUCAUCGUAGAAGGCUUCCUCUGCGCAACCUCAAGUACCGUAUGGGGCGGGUUCGCCGACGAGAUGGAGCGGGGCAGUGCAGCUCAUCGGUCCUCGGUCCCUUCCUCCUCCAAAUCUCACUCGGGUCGCUCACGCCCACCACGUCAAGUAGUCUUCGCGCCCAUCGGCCCUGUCUCCUCUUUGCACGACCGAGCCUGUGAGCUCUUCUACGGCCUUAGGGGCGGUCGAGUAGACUACGGUGCCAAGCACGCCAGGGGUCAUGGGCAUGGAAGAUAUGGCAGGCGUUUCGAGAAGGCAGCAUUACCGCAGCUCUUUGAGCCGAGAAGGGCCAAGGAAAGAAGACGUCGCUCCGCCCACUUCAUCGGCCACUCUCUAGGCGGACCUACGAUCUACAAGCUCCAGCAGCUCCUCAGGCAAGGCUUCUUCGACUCGGCUCUACGGGAGUUGGAUCCCGAGUUCCAAGCUGGAACAGCGAGCGAUCUCAUCCUCUCGAUCACGACCAUCUCAUCUCCGUUGCGGGGCACUCCCAUUGUCCACUUGUUGGGCCUCGAGCCCCUCUCUUACCCAGUCGUGCGGCGGUGGAGCACGGGCGACUGGCUAGCAAAGGCAGUGCAUGUUGCCGCUUUCCUAGACAGAGAGAGAUUGCCGCUGCCCGGCUGGGUGAGGAGGAGAUUGCCAGAUACAUUUGCAGAUGCGUGGCAUUUCUCGCCGAGGCGGCGACCAGAGCUGGGCGAGGAACACGUCGAUGAGUGGUCAUGGCGCAAAGCUUUUGGGAUUGCGACUUUGUAUCGCCAAUUCUUGAAGAGCGACUGGGCAGAAGGAGUUGACUGCGGUCCUUGGGACUCGACGAUACACGAGAGGAUGCGCGUGGAGGAUGAGGAAGAGGCAUGGGGCAUUACAGGCGAUGCUGCCAAGGAGAGAACGUGGUACUGCUGCAUCGCCGCUGCCAUGACGGAGCGCGCCAGCACCUCCGAUGUCCUUGAGCACCAUACGCCACGCUCCUCUUCGUGGUUCACCGACUUACUCGCUGCCUCGCCGUUGGGUAUAUCUGCUCGACUGCUUGGCAGGUUUCCCUUCGUCUCAAUGACGCCGCCGCCAAGCUUCCUCACCAACGACAAGGAGCAUCAGACGGAGGAGAAAAAAGAGUCAGCAGAGUUACUGCUCGCUGAUUCAGGCUACAAUAGCCCGUACGUGCUCGACGCCGAUGGCGCAAUGACGAGCGUAGCCUCGCCACGACGCUGCUCCCUAACCGACUCGGAGUCAAGCUUGCCAACGACUUUGCCCUCAUUGGCAUCACUCCUGGCUGACUGUUCACCUCCAAGUUCGUCAUCGCAGUCUGCUGGCAAGCUCAGCUCCAUGUCCACGCUCGAGGCCUGGCAUGCCAACGACGGCAUCGUGCCCCUAGCAUCGCAGCUCCACCCACGGGAAUGCGUCGAAGGGCUGUGCACUCAUCACGAGUGGCACCAGGACAGUGUCGACGACGGCGACGAGGCUGGGCAAAGGGCAAGUGCGCAGCCCGCCCUUGUCGAUCGCCUCUUUGGCUCCAUUGUGACACCGUGGACGGCGUGGAUUCUCAGUGCUGGCGGUGACGCCGACAAGACGUCCACACCAGCGCCUCACGAGCAGUCGAUGUCUGCCUCUCCUGGAUGUACCGCUGCUGCGGGGCCCGCGCCCAAUCACUACCACACCCACUUGAUACCAAAUACCACCCACGCUUCGUUGGCCCCUCUGUGGACGGCGUCGCGGCAGCAAGUCGAGUUUUGGCGCUUCGUUGGAGGUUGGUUUGCGAGCGUCGAGGAGGCGGAGGAGACGUGGUCAUACAAAUAAGCAUGCCUGUCCACUGUUUUAUGUGCAAUAUCGAUGCCUCGCCUGACUCGGUGAUGACAAAGUAGA